Cicer arietinum (chickpea) is the source of this 1415-nucleotide messenger RNA. Its product is annotated as tyrosine-protein phosphatase RLPH2-like. NCBI's taxonomy places the organism in Eukaryota, Viridiplantae, Streptophyta, Magnoliopsida, Fabales, Fabaceae. The record is from RefSeq and is a predicted model, not a curated record. Gene Ontology annotation, molecular function: hydrolase activity.
AUCAAAUCCUUUAAAAGUGAGCCUGACAAAACCGAAACAAACCGACCAAAGAAGUAACAACAAUGUCAGAAUCUCCUCAACCAAAAACGGUAAUCUGCAUCGGCGACAUCCACGGCUUCAUAACCAAACUUCAAAACCUCUGGUCAAAUCUCGAAAACACCCUAAACCCAUCCCAAUUCCAAACCGCCACAAUAAUCUUCUUAGGUGAUUACUGCGACAGAGGCCCACAAACCAACCAAGUAAUCGAUUUCCUAAUCACCUUACCCGCCCGCUACCCUAAUCAAAAGCACGUUUUCCUCUCCGGUAAUCACGACUUCGCUUUUGCUGCCUUCCUCCGCCUCCUUCCGCCGCCACUUGACGGGUCCGAAUUUAGUGAGGGGUGGAAGGAGUUUGAAGAUAGUGAGGAGAGAGAAGGGUGGUUUAAAGGUGAUGGGUAUGAAAAGAUGCAUUUGCAAGGUAGGAGAUGGAGUGGUGCAAUAAAGGCUAAGUUUAAUGUUGCUAAGGGUACUGAGUAUCAGGGUUCGAUUUAUGAUGCUAGACCUACUUUUCACUCAUAUGGAGUUCCCCAUGGUUCCGCUGAUUUGGUUAAGGCAGUUCCUGAUGAGCAUAAGAAAUUUCUUGCGGAUUUGGUGUGGGUCCAUGAAGAGGAUGAUGUCUUAAUGAACACUGAUGAUGGAGUUAAAUGCUGCAAGUUGAUUGCUGUUCAUGCUGGUUUGGAGAAAGGGGUAGAUGUCAAAGAGCAGAUGAAAAUUUUGAAAGCUCGAGAUACUCGGAUACCUAAGUUGCAGCCUCUAAGUGGUAGAAAGAAUGUUUGGGAUAUUCCAGAGGAACUAAGUGCAAGUCCUACCAUCAUUGUUAGUGGUCACCAUGCAAAACUCCAUGUUGAAGGCUAUAGGUUGAUAAUUGAUGAAGGUGGUGGAUACCAAGAUAAACCAGUAGCUGCAAUUGUUCUUCCUUCCAUGACGAUUAUUCGCGAUACAGAUGUAUUGGCAAAAUAGGUUCAUAUUUGUGUAGUUUUGCUGGUAUACUGAGUCAAGUUAUUAAGCUUUGGAUUUCUUAAGUGUGUAUUUUUAGAUGGGCGGUGAGUUUGGCAAAAUCACGUCGACACUGAUUUUGUAGAACUGAUUUUGUAGAAACUACAAAGUUUAGUUUUUUACUGUGAUGUUACCAAUCUCAUCGUCAAUUCGAACAUGCACACAAAUAAGUUAUUAUUCAUUGUUGUUGAUCUGGCACACUAGAGAUAAAAGGAAAUAAGGAUGGUUUGUCCUCUUGUUUUAGAUGAGUUAAACUAUCUGCAGAUUAUUUGUGUUGGACUCUGUUUUUUUAGUACAUAUUAGUCUCGGUUAAAUGCUAGACCAACAUUGUUCGCUUAUAACAUUGUGUUUCUCUUCUCAUGUUAAAGUUUUGUAUUGAUA